This is a messenger RNA of Penicillium lagena, 1566 nucleotides long. RefSeq lists its product as uncharacterized. Gene Ontology annotation, biological process: carbohydrate transport; transmembrane transport. The record is from RefSeq and is a predicted model, not a curated record. The transcript is spliced from 2 exons. Lineage: Eukaryota; Fungi; Ascomycota; Eurotiomycetes; Eurotiales; Aspergillaceae. Gene Ontology annotation, cellular component: membrane. Gene Ontology annotation, molecular function: carbohydrate:proton symporter activity. The coding region runs from base 1 to 1566 and encodes 521 amino acids.
AUGGCCUUUCUGCAAUCCCAAGAUGAAGAGAUAACAGACCACAAGGUGCCAUUGGAGAAAACGUCGAGUCAUGAUGGAAGUCUUCCAACUCGUCAAGCCUUGAUUGACGCACUCCAGAGGGAGAAGCCCUCACCGUGGUCGCAUAAUCUGAGGGAGUUAUAUGUCUUUUGUGUGAUUGCUUUUCUGUGUUCGACAAUGAAUGGUUACGAUGGCGCUAUCUUCGGAUCCUUGCCAGCUCUAGACUCCUUCAGGAACCAAUUCGGCAUCGAGAAAAGCGGCGCAAAAAUUGGCUACAUUUCGGCGAUGUACACCGUUGGAGCAAUCUGCUCAUUACCAUUCAGUGGACCAGCCUGCGACAUCCGUGGCAGGAAAUGGGGCACUUUCAUCGGCUGUGUGAUCGUUGUCGCUUGCACAUUUGUAUCUGCCCUGUCGCACGGAGUGCCACAAUUCGUUGCCGGUCGUUUCUUCCUCGGUUUCGGAGUCAACAUUAUUCGAUCGACCAGCUCAAUCUGGUGUGCGGAAGUCUGUCCACCCGCAUACCGUGGAAUCAUCAUGGCCUUUUAUAACUGCACUUACGCAGUUGGGUCGCUCGUCGCCGCUGGCGUCACUAGAGGAUCUGCCGGCUACGAAGGCAACAAAUCAUGGCAGAUUCCGCUGUGGUGCCAGAUGAUAUGUCCAGGGAUCGUGCUUCUAACAGUUCUUUUCUUUCCCGAAUCUCCCCGCUGGCUCUUUUCACACGGUCAGGAGGAGAAAGCAAAGGAAUUUCUGGCAUACUACCACGGCGAAGGAAACCCCGACCACCCGCUUGUCCAAUUACAGCUGCAGGAAUACAGAGAAUUCAUCUCGCUUUCCGGCUCCGACAAGCGCUGGUGGGAUUUUAGCGACUUCUACAAGAACAGCGCGGGGAGAUGGCGGUUCUCCAAUGCCUUGAUCACAGGGAUCUGGGGCCAAUGCUCUGGCAAUGCAGUCGUCACUUAUUACCUGCCCGCGAUGCUGGUUACCACGGGAAUCACCGGUUCGGAACAAGUGCUAAAUGUCAAUCUCGGUUACACCAUCGUCUCGACGGUGGCUUCAUACUUGGGCGCAAGCCAGAUUGAGAGAAUGGGCCGUCGCCCGACAAUCAUCUGGACCGCUGUCGCGUGCUCGAUCUGUUUCGCAUGCAUCACGAUCGGCUCGGGCAUUUUCGCACACACCCAAGCAACACCCGCUGCGUCUGCUGGAAUUGCAUUCAUAUUCAUCUUUGGAUUCUGCUAUAACUUCGGUAUGACGCCGCUGCAGGCGUUGUACCCUGUUGAGGCUCUUUCCUAUGAGACUCGGGGCAAAGGUGUUGGCCUUACUUUCUCUAUUGCGCACGGGUUCACGCUCAUCAAUCAGUUUUGUUUCCCGAUUGCGCUUGCAAAAAUUGGCUGGUAUACUUACAUCGUAUUUAUUGUUUGGGAUCUGUUUGAAGCGACUGUUAGUUAUUUUGUUUCUGUGGAGACUAAGAACCACACCUUGGAGGAGAUAUCGGAGAUUUUUGAGAGUCCGAAUCCGGUCAAGGCUUCGUUGAGGAAGCCGUUGUCUUGA